Molecule: messenger RNA, 2312 nt
Organism: Bombyx mandarina (wild silkworm)
Lineage: Eukaryota; Metazoa; Arthropoda; Insecta; Lepidoptera; Bombycidae
Product: stimulator of interferon genes protein 5
Biological process (GO): innate immune response; reticulophagy; activation of innate immune response
Cellular component (GO): endoplasmic reticulum membrane; autophagosome
Molecular function (GO): cyclic-di-GMP binding; 2',3'-cyclic GMP-AMP binding
Source: RefSeq, a predicted model, not a curated record
UAUGUAAAACUUUUAAUAAUUUUUUAUUUGUACAUUGUACUUAAUUAAAGCUUCAUCUGCAUUGAAAUGAUUAAUAGAUGUAAACAAAAUUUGAAGCGAAGAUAAAAUCUGUCAUCGAUAAUGGCAGGCUUAAAUGAGACUCAUAUAACAUUGUUGAGGGUGCUGUUUGUCUUGGGUAUCACAAUAGGCUCACAGAAUAUAGACAUGAAUCAGGAUUGGCUGGCUAAUAUUGCUCGCUACAUCGUUUACUUCAUAUUGGUUCGCGUGUCGAGGCCCGCCGCCGUAAUGGCGUACGACGCGCUGCACAACAAUGCGGUUCUAGAUUUUUCUAGACUCGUCGAGAAACAACGGAACACGAUCGUUUUGUUCGUCGUUUCCUCACUGGUCCUGUACUAUUCGAAAUUGAAAUUAUUCGGGGAGGAUUUCGUGUCGCUGUUCGUAGCCUAUCUCCUGUUGCACCGCGACGAAAAUAACCGGAAGCCGUCAACUGUCACUUAUGGAGUGGGGAUGGCCUGCAGCUACUUCGAAGGAUACUUGAACCACGUUAUACCCUCGGACGGCUAUAGAUUCGUAGGUUUUCAGGAGAACAUAAGCAAUUACGAGAACUACCACAGCAUCGUGUUUCCGGUCAGGAGGUUGUUCGUUGUGAUAACGAAGUCCCUGUUCUGCCCGCCGGACCUCAAAUUCUUCAAUCGCGAGAACAGGCCGGACCUGCCCUCCCUUGAUGCUUGCGAGAGCCUACCAAGGAUCACGAAGGACGUGGCCGGCGUCAAGAAUAGGGAGUACAAGAACUCUGCGUACAUGAUACGGAGGCCGGACGGACCGCCGGUAUACCUGGCCGUGGAAUGCGCCACGCCCAUACACACUCUGUACAACGUCGUGAAAAACCGGCAACUCUAUUCAGAAAUAGACAACAUAGACAAAAAGGAGGUCAUAGACGACUUCACGCGCACGCUGACUAACGUUAUAGACAAAAGCGAGGACUGUCGCGGUAAAUGCGAAUUGGUUUACUUCGACACCGAUUCGGAUAAGUGCCUGGCUGAAGUGCUGCUAGACAAGAUACGUGCCAUCGAACCGAACUUUGAGAACAUCAGCAGGGAACGUGACUAAACAUUGUGUCUGUUUGUUUGUCCGCGUGCCUGACACUGCUAUUAUAAGUUGCUUUUGGAUUUUUAAAUUUUAUCCGCUUGGAAUCAUCAAACGUUGUAGUUAACUCAUUUCGUUGAACAUUGAUAGUUGGAGAAUUCAGUUUUUAUUCCGUCGAAUUACUUAGUUUUUAAUCAAAAUGUAUUUUUGUAAUAUCUACAAAAGUUGAUUCUUGACAAGAACGGAAGUGACAAGACUGAUUUUGAGAAUUAAUUUAGGAUAAUUUUGGUAAAUGUGUCAAUUUAUAUUAUUAGCAAAUAGAUACUUGGUAUUUUUAGUUUUGUGUUAAAAUGUUUAUUAAAUGUGUGGACGAGCUCACAGCCCACCGAGUGUUAUGUGAUCACCGAUUAUCAGAAAGUAGUUGCUCGCUCGUGCGGGCUCACCACAACCUACCUAACCGUACGUUUCGACCAAAGAUAUGUGGGCCACAACUAGUUGGAUAAAUAAGUUAAGCUUGGAAGCUGCUCUUUUUUUUUGAAGAUUUUAUAGCAUGGUAACGAGACCUUUAAGCCAAUCCAGACUAUGGAGGGCAGAGGUAAAGAGUACCUUCUUGUAUGGGGAACAAGUUGAAAUAGUUUCCACCUGUUAACAGCGAGUUAUUGAUAGAAGAUUCACCGAAAUAGCGCUAGUGUAGGAAAUUGAAUAUAUCAAUUUUAAACAGAGUUUAUGACGUUGUGUUUAAAAUCUUUCUACUUGCAACUGUGGCGUCUUAAUACAGUGAGAUGGUGCUCCUUUCUUCUACCCUCCAUAAUCCAGACAGUGCUCUAGUUGAUACGAGAGCAACGUUUGGUACUUCCUUGUAAUUUUGUUUAUGGCCCCUGGUAACUUGACGAUUGACCUCAACCAUCCUCAUUAUACACUCUAUAGAUAUCCUAUCCAAUGUUUUAUUUAUUUGUGUACUAAUUAAUCGUCAGAUCUUUCAAAAAAGGCGGCUUGUUAAUAAAAUUAUCGUUUAAGACACACAUUUGGCUAUCUCGUGACGGUGGAGGAAAAUGACAUUAUGUGUAUUAUCUAUGGUAAUGACUUGUGAACGUAUCGUGUCAUAAACGUCAAACGUUAGGUGUCAUUGUGAUUUUAAACUUACGUCAAUGGUUUGAUCAUUGCUAAUUGUUAACAUUGUUAACUUUUUUUUAUUCCUUAGUUUUUAGUAAUAAAUGAUCGUGAAG